This is a messenger RNA of Lecanosticta acicola, 1247 nucleotides long. The record is from the annotation of a GenBank genome assembly. NCBI's taxonomy places the organism in Eukaryota, Fungi, Ascomycota, Dothideomycetes, Mycosphaerellales, Mycosphaerellaceae.
AUGAGCACCGCAUUGAAGCCAGAGAACAUCGAAGCGGAAGCGAAGCACCUUCUCAAUGCCACCGAUACCAAGAUCAAUGCCUGGGCUUCACCCGGUCCGACAGCUUUCGACUUCAGAAGUAAGACCAUUCAUCCCACUCCCCCCACACCCACAGAUCACGAACUGACGUUGCGGCACGCUCAGGCGACACCAUCACCACCCCGACGAGCCGCAUGCUCCAAGCCAUCUCUGCCACAACCCUCGCCGACGACGUGUUCCAAGAAGACCCCACCACCAAUGCCUUCGAAACCCUCCUCUGCUCCCUCACGGGCAAGGAAGCCUCCCUCUUCGUCAUGUCCGGCACCAUGGGCAACCAAGUCGCCAUCCGCACCCAUCUCCAAGGCCCUCCUCACUCCGUGGUCACGGACCAUCGAAGUCACAUCCUCGAAUGGGAAGCAGGAGGUGUCGCCUCCCUCUGUGGAGCUCUGGUGAAGGGAGUCCGGCCAGAGACGAAUGGAAAAUACAUCACCCUAGAAGAUAUCAUGGCGAAUGUGGAUCUGCGGGAGGACAUACACGGUUGUCCGACCAAGUUGAUUUCGCUGGAGAACACGCUGGCGGGGACGAUUAUGCCUCUCGAAGAGUGUAGGAGGAUAAGCGCGUGGGCUCACAGGAAAGGUAUCCUUAUGCAUCUGGAUGGUGCGAGGUUAUGGGAAGCUGUGGCUGCGGAAGCAGGGAGCCUGAAAGACUUCUGUGCGUGCUUCGAUAGUGUGUCGUUGUGCUUUUCCAAAGGGCUGGGAGCACCGAUUGGAAGCGCGAUCAUCGGAUCGAAAGCUUUCCGGGAACGGGCGAGAUGGGUGCGCAAGUCCAUCGGUGGCGGUACCCGGCAACUAGGCGUUCUGACUGCCCCAGCGAGGAUCGCGGUCGAGGACACCUUCUUAGGUGGGAAGUUGAAGGCUUCGCACGGUCGAGCACGGCAGGUAGAGGCGAUCUGGGCCAAGUAUGGCGGCAAGACAACCAACCCCGUAGAGACGAAUAUGGUGUGGUUUGAUCUUCAAGCCGCGGGGAUCACGCCGGAAAAGUUCAUCGAGGAGGGACAGAAGGUAGGCUUGAGGCUGCUCGGUGGGAGGCUGGUGGUGCAUUACCAGAUUGGCGAGGAGGCAUUGGAGAGGGUCGAGAAGCUGGCUCGGGCGGUGUUGCAGGAGGAGAAGCAGUUGAUGAAGGGUUCCGUCGAGCAUUCGGUGGAGAAGAUGAAGAUCACGACGGAAUGA